This is a messenger RNA of Soboliphyme baturini, 399 nucleotides long. The record is from the annotation of a GenBank genome assembly. NCBI's taxonomy places the organism in Eukaryota, Metazoa, Nematoda, Enoplea, Dioctophymatida, Soboliphymatidae.
AUGAGGCAAAGCAACAAGCAACCGACUGGCGUUCAAACAAAGCGCCACCAACGCAGUGUCGGUCUCGUUUUUCACGGACUGCUUAUGGCCACUGUUCUAAAGGGAUGUGGAUGUCAGCCUUACUGUCAAACGGUGAAGCUGUUGCAGAGCAAGCGACGUACGAGACGCGACGGGCAAACGGGCCUUCAGCUGAACGAAGAUGUGCUGUUUGGAUGGCUGACCGGAUCGGCGCGAACAACGCUGCCGGAUAAGUGGAAGAUGGUCAUCGGACUGGAGACCAGACCAGACCAGGACGGGUCAGGGCGCGAGCGCGAGCGCGAGAGCGAGAGCGAGGGCGAGGGCGAGAGCGACGACUUUGACCGCGGCGGUUCUCCAGUACUUGUCAUCCGCACCGCAGCA